CAGUGAGAGAGGGGGAUGAGACUCACUUUAAACUCACCCCCUACUAAAUCACCGGGUCAUAUGGAGACCACCCCCUCUCUCUUGGAGUACACGCCGCGGGAACCUGGGAUGAGUGUAUUGCUUCCGCAAAUUAACGUUAUAUGAAAAAUUAGCAAGCUAAAGACCCACAGGGCCACAACUUGCAACUUGUAGGUAGACAGGGCAGUCAAUCACGACCCAGACUGACAACGUACUCUGGGUGAAACUUUAUAUAAUCUAUAAAUUCAAAGCACAAUUCCAACAUCUAUCUUACAAAUACAACUGUCUGAGAUAAUUGCUUAAAGUUGCUCUCUCCUUUCUUCUUUUUCCUUCAAAUUCAAUCAAAUUUUGUUCUCUCGUGUUUCUUCUCUCAAACAACUUAUAAUUAUGGCACAGAUUCUUAUGAGCGGUGCAACGGGUAUUCUAAAAAAGCUGGUGGGUGUUGUUUCCGAAGACAUUGGUUCCGCUUUUGGUGUCAAAGAUGACUUGAAGAAGCUUCAAAGUACCUCUGAAAUGAUUCUGGCUGUGAUUGCCGACGCGGAAAAGAGGCAAGAGAAGGAAGAACUUGUUAGACUUUGGUUGAGAAAGCUCAAGGGAAUUGCUUAUGAUGCUGACGACGUGAUUGAUGAGUUCUCUUAUGAGGACAUGCGUCGCCGUGAUACAAAGGACAGAUUGAAGCGUAAGGUACUCAAUUUCACUUCAUCUUCAAGCCUUCCGUUUACAUUUCGCUUAAAAAUGGCUAAACAAAUUAAAGAUAUUAAUAAGAGAGUAGAAGAAAUAACACAACAAAUGGGUAGCUUACAGUUGGAAAGUACUACACCUAAUCUUGAUGGUGAAACUACUUUACAAUUGGACCGAGAAUUCACAUCCCAUGUUAACGAGUCAGCAAUUGUAGGAAGAGAGAAUGAUGAAUCCCAAAUAAUGAAACUUUUAACAACCCAUAUCGUAUCUUCUUCUUCAUCAUCAGCAUCAACAUCUUCCGAAAACAUUUCUGUAAUAUCCAUAGUUGGUAUGGGGGGGCUGGGUAAGACAACACUCGCACAACUCGUUUACAAAGACGAGUGGGUAAACAAAGUCUUUGAGAUAAAAAUGUGGGUCCAUGUCUCGGAAAUUUUUGAUAUUGAAAUCAUCUUAGUAAAAUUAAUGGAGUCCAUUACUCAAACUAAGUUCCAUAGGCUUUCAAAUUUUCGUGUACUAGUAAAUAAAGUUCAAGAAAAGUUAAAUGGGAAAAAAUACUUAUUAGUACUGGACGAUUUAUGGAACGAGGAUUCAGAGCAAUGGGGGAUCCUCAUGUCUGUGUUGCUCGCUGGUGGUCCAGGGAGUAAAAUAUUAAUUACCACACGUAAUCACCAAGUUGCAUCUGUUGUUGGGGGUAGUAUUCCACCUUACAAUUUGGAUCCACUACCAGAUGAUGCAUGUUGGUCUAUCAUUGAGAAGAAAGCAUUUUCUCCCGGUGGAGCAUUAAAUGUACCAGAAAUGUCAGAUUUAGGAAAACAAAUAGCAAAAAAGUGUUCUGGUUUACCACUUGCAGCUAAAUUUCUAGGAGGUCUAUUGCACUUAAAAAAUAAAGAAAGUGAUUGGAAAUCAAUUAGGGAUGAUGAUAUCUGGAAUACAUCAAAAAACAAAAUAAAAAUCCUACCUGUAUUAAUACUAAGUUAUAAUAAUUUGCCAUCUCAUUUGAAACAAUGUUUCUCUUAUUGCUCAAUCUUUCCCAAGAAUUGGGAGAUUAGUAAAGAAACUUUGGUGCAUCUUUGGAUGGCAGAAGGAUUUAUAAAACAAUCUAAUAUAAGAAACAAGAGAUCUAUUGAAGACUUUGGACGUGAUUAUUUUGAAAGUCUGGCGUGGAGCUCCUUUUUCCAAGAUUUCAAAAAGAACGAACUUGGCAACAUUGAGACAUGCAAGAUGCAUGAUCUUGUGCAUGAUCUUGCACAAGAUGUUCUUGGGGAAAAUGAAAUUAUGUCGCUCAAGGCAAGUAAGCUUACAGAUGUUUCUAAAAUUUAUAGAUUACACUUAGAUUUGGAUGAAGACAUAUCAACAACAUUUCUGAAAAGCUUAAGUGGUGUGAAGAAGUUGCGGACACUUUUUAUCCCUCAAGGUUCACAGUUGGAUCCGUCUAUAUUCUCAGAAAAUAAUCUCUUACGUAUCUUACAUGUGGGUUCUUCACCAACUCCUUCUCUUCUAAAGUUGUCUUCUUUGAGGGUUAAACUAAAACAUUUAAGGUACCUUCGGCUUACCCUCCUUGAUCUUAGAGAAAUAGAGGAUGAUCACUCGAUCAAUAAGCUUUAUAAUUUGGAGACGUUGGUAUUGAGUAGAAUAGCCGGGGUUCAAAGUCUUCUUACAAACAUUCAAUCUUUACAGCAAUUAAGAUAUCUUGAAGUCUCGUGGACAGAUAUGAUAGAACAACUACCUGUUUCUGUCACAAGUCUUUCUAAUUUGCAAACCUUGGAUCUCAAUAAUAAUGGCUUAUUGAAAGUCAUUCCAGACUCUAUCUCUGGUUUGAAAAAUCUAAGAUUUCUGAAUUUGUCAUUCAACCCAAUCGAAGAAUUACCUGUUUCUAUCACCACUCUCUCCAAUUUGCAAACACUAGACGUCAACACCUGCAAAAGUUUAAAAGCCUUACCAGAGUAUGUUGCAAAUCUUUCUAAUUUGGAGAUAUUUAAUUUCAAAAACUGCCGAUUAUUAGAAGCAUUACCUAAAGAUUUUGGAUCAUUAACACAGCUAAGGUUCAUUGACCUAGAGGGUACUCAAAUCAGAGUAUUACCCGAGGCAUGCACUAACCUCAACAAUCUUGAGUAUGUGAAUCUUGGGGACUGUGAGCUUCCCAAAGAGGUAACGAAUUGGAUCAAACUAAGACAGUUUUAUCACAGGGGAACACUAAUGGGUAUCAGUAAAUUAGUCUUCCUGCAAACACUGACUUACAAAGUGCGGGAAAAAGGUAUGAACGAGCCUGAGUGCAAUGAUGGUAUCGAAGAGUUAGCAAACCUAAACUUUCUUGAGGUGCUAGGUAUUGGGGGUCUUCAAAACGUGAAAGACCCAAUAGAUGCUGAAAGAGCAAAUUUGAAAAGAAAGCACUAUCUUCAUCAGUUGGCACUAGUUUGGAAAGAAGUAGAAGAAGAAGAAGAGGUGGGAAUGAGCUGGGACCAGAAAUCCUGUAAUCAUCUUCAAGUAUUUGAAGCUCUCCAACCUCCUGCUGGUCUGAGAACAUUGGGAAUUCAUAAUUUCUUGGGGUCGGGCCUUCCCAGUUGGAUGUGUGUUCCAGAUAGUCUAAUGAAUUUGGAUAUAUUGGUACUUAAAAACUGCAAAGACAUUAAACAGCUACCUGCGUCUAUUGGGCAGCUAUCACGUCUCAAGCAUCUUGAUCUUACAGGAAUGUCUUUGAAGAGGCUAGAUAUGGAUGGAUUUCCUUCCUUGAUUGAACUCCAUCUUAAUGAUAUGUUACAUCUAGAAGAAUUGUGUUAUUCAUACCCUUGUCUUCAGGAUCUGAGAAUCAGAGGCUGCAAAAGGUUAACAGAAAUCCCUUCGUUUCCUUCUCUGAAGGUAUUGUUAUUAAAGAAUAAGAUCGACCCCAAGUUAGUUUGCUCAGUUGGGAGAAGCCAGACAUCUCUCACAGGCCUAUGGCUAAAUUAUGUUGAGGAUCUUAUAUAUUUCCCAAUAAGCAUACUCCAAAACAAUUGUAAUCUUCAAACUCUUCAUAUUUUAGAGUGCAGUCAGUUUCAAGGAUUUGGAGUAACUGAUGACGAGAAUGAGGAGAAUGAGAACGUGGCUUAUCUAUAUGGCCAUGAACACUUCAGUAGCUCUCUUCAGAAAUUAAAAAUCUAUGAUUGCCCAGCUCUAAAGUUUCUUCCAGAUUUACGAGGAUGGACUUCUAUUCGGGAAUUAGUCAUCUUCAAUUGCCCACAAUUGAAGGAGUCUUUAACCUAUGAUCUCAGAGAACUAUCCUUUCUUAAAGUUCUUAAAGUUGAUUUUAUUCAAAGAGACUUGCUGCUAAGAGAUCCAUCUGGUCCAGCAGAGUUAAUUAAUUAGGUGGAGCUUUAUUCAUAUCUCAGGCUACAAAGUUGAUUUCAUCGUAUAUAUUUCAUUAAUGUAGCAAAGGACAGGGUGUGCAUGUUCUACGAAAAUAUUUUUUGUGGUGCAGCUGAAUACAAGUGGGAUUAAAUGAAUAGUUUGGAAGCAGCAUAGAUUAUUAUUUAGUCGGAAUCGUUUUGCACUUAUAAGCUCAACAUUUCUCAGAUUUGUGAGUAGUCCUUCUGCAGUUGUACUCCCCUAUAUUCUUUCCUAAAUUUGCUAUUGAUUAUCCUAACUUUUAUUUCUUCGAAGGGGGUAUAUGAAUGCGUAAAGAGAUAUAUGAAACAAGCUAAUGGAGAUAUUGUUGGGUGCAAUAAUCAAAAACAAAGAAAAAUCAAAUAAGCAAAAGUUAUUGAUACUUAGCUCCUUUAUAAUGGAAGUGAUUGUUUUGACGAAACGAACAAGC
This is a messenger RNA of Papaver somniferum (opium poppy), 4489 nucleotides long. Its product is annotated as disease resistance protein RGA2-like. Bases 406 to 4041 code for a protein of 1211 amino acids. Gene Ontology annotation, molecular function: ADP binding; protein binding. Lineage: Eukaryota; Viridiplantae; Streptophyta; Magnoliopsida; Ranunculales; Papaveraceae. The transcript has 2 exons. Gene Ontology annotation, biological process: defense response to other organism. The record is from RefSeq and is a predicted model, not a curated record.